UUCUCUCUCUACCUUUCAUUCAUUCUCUCUCUAGAAUGAGAACAAAAAAAAACUAAAAAAAAAAAACACAAACAACACAGAAAAUUCAUAUAUUUGAUUAUGAUUUCUUCAUCUUUACAUCCAAUCCAAAUGCAUCAGAUCAGACUGUAAUUGAUCCCCUGAACUUUGAACGGAUUUAGAAAAAAAAAAAAAAAUUAGCUGGUGUUUAUGAAUUUUGGUGAAGUGGGGGGUUGUUGCAAUUGAAUUGAUGAUGAUGACGAGUGAGAACUGGAUCUGAAAGACUGAAACCCUAAUUAAUCGGCUUUUGGAUUUCACCGGAAACUGAUAAGGUGGCAAGUUUAUGAUGAAGAUGAUCUGGUGAUAAAUAAUAUUUUAUUUGAUUUUAGUGAUAAAUAUACGUAUAUAAAUAUAUAUAUAUCGGCACAUCUGACGAAAAAUGCAAGUGAGGCAUCGAAUUGGGCAAGGGAAUGGUCCGAAUGGAUACAGAUCAAAUGCUAUGGGGGGCUCGAGAAUUUCACCUGAUGGUUCGAUGAGAGAUCAUCAGUUGUAUAAUCCUGAGCGAAGGAGCUAUCGUGGCGGCUAUGCACGUGGUGGCGGCGGCGGCAGUCACUCAAGGCCGUUUCAUCCGACACCUCAUCACCAGCCGCCACCUCAGCAUAUGCCGCCUCAUCAUCCUCCGCGGGAGAAUGACGUAUUCAUGGAAGCAGGUAGACUAGCGGCGGCGUAUUUGGUUUCCAAAGGCGUGUUGCCGCCAAACGCACUAUCGGGAGGGAAGUGGCGAAACGACAGCUCGAUUAUGCCGCAGUUAGUUAGGAGAAAUUAUUCUGACGAAAGAGGGAGGAGAAAAAUAACGGGGUCGUUCAAGAAUUACGAAUCGGGGGCGAAAAGGCAGUUGGUAAGAAGUGGAUCGUUGCCUGAAAAGAGUACGGCAUCAGUAUCGCCAAAAAUGGAGGCUCGUUUUGAUGACGUGGCGGUCGUGCGUAAAGAUAGUGAAAUAACUCGAGAAGGUGAUAAUGAAACUCGUUUAGAGUCUGGAUUGGAGAAAUGCAACUCGGUUGAAGAAUCGGAUGCUGAUGUGGAAACCAUCAAAGGGUCCGAUGAAGAAGAGGGGCGAAUUGGUAAUUACUCGGAACAAAACGAUGAAGAGAAUAAGGAGGAGGGCAAUUUGGUCCGAGUGGAUAAUGUUGAUUCAUCGAAGGAAGUCGAGAAUGUUCCCACUGAAGUCCCUACUGAACAUGAUAAUGAUUCUGUAAUGGAGAGAGGUGAAAAACGAGUACUCGAUGACGUGGCGGAUUGUAGGGAGGGCACUUCUAAAAGACCUAAAGAAAAUGUUGCAUCGAUCGAUGUUCAAUCUGAUGGCUGUUUGCCUCUUUCUAACUCGUUGGAAAAUCGAACGAACAUUUCAUUUUUUCCAGAAGAUAACGCUGAGUCAUCGAAGCUCGUGCAAGAGAAGACAUAUGACCUGGAUCUUAUUGGGGCUUUUGAUGUGAACGAGAGCCAAAAUAAUGAUGUUGCUUCUGUUAUUAUUUCUCCGUCCGUUGCCGAAACUAAUAAGAACGAUGCGACACCUGUCGAUGUUGAUUUGUCUAUGAACUAUAAUUUCAAUAUGCCGAAGAAUAAUGGAAAACGCGGCAUUAUUAAAGAUGCCGAAAUUGAGGUUAUCGAUUUGGAUAACGAUUCCGGUCAAGAAGAUCAGAUCUUCGGCAGUCCCGAGAGAAGGGGAGAUGCCGUAUUUACUGAUCUGGAUGGCUUUCCAAAUAACGCGCACAACCCUGACGAGAAUCCCGAUAGUCAAGAUGGUUACGGGCUUAUGAUAUCAGAAUUACUAGGAAAGGACAACGAAGUGGGGAUUCCUGGCGACGACGACUCGAUCUAUAUGUCACUCGGAGAAAUACCGAUAAGUUUUUUGAGGGCAUGGGAGCAGCCAACACAGGACUACGGUAAACCAUUUUGAGGCGUGUACAAUCGAGAGCAAGCCGACGAUUCGAAGAAGUUGAAUUUGUUCGAACAAUGUAACAGUAGAUUCUUACAUGUCUGUAACAAAUGUAUUUUUAGAUGCAACUAUAGAAAAUGUCUGAAGAAGAACAUUUAAAUGUCUUGAAAAAUACUAGUACAUUUUUAACCUUUACAAGGUUGGGAUUAGUUAGGAGUGUGCAACUUACAUAUAUAUAUUUUCUUGUUCAGAUUCUUA
Molecule: messenger RNA, 2191 nt
Organism: Erythranthe guttata (spotted monkey flower)
Lineage: Eukaryota; Viridiplantae; Streptophyta; Magnoliopsida; Lamiales; Phrymaceae
Source: RefSeq, a predicted model, not a curated record